AUGGUUGGCCUAACAACGGACGACAUGAUUGUCCGGACGCAGCAACAGCAGCAACCAUCGCCAAACCGACAUUUAGGCGUUGGUCAAAGUGAUUUUCCCGUGUUUAUUCCACCAAGAAAACGGCAAACGGGAAAGAAAUCCAACCAUGGCAAUCAUAUCGACCAUAUCGUCAAUAUACAGGGUACACGUAAAGAAUGGGACUUGACACCGGAACGUGAAGACUGUCGAAAGAAUAAAAGAUGGAACAGUGAAGAAAUCAUUGAAAUAACAUCGAACAGUAAAGGGCCAACCCCGAACGGCACCAACGAAGAUGAGGAUGAUUUAAAUGAACUACAGCACUUUCAUCCACUUAAGGAUAGUUCCACCGUUACGCCGAGCAGCAUCUCGGAGAGUAGUCUCGAUCGAAAAUCAAGCAAAUCAGCCGAAUUGCUAACCGGAGGGAGUGGUGGCAAACGUUCUAAAAAGCGUGUCAAUAUUCGCACAGAUUUGGAUGAAAUCGGUCGUCGUCGAUCACCGUCUGCGAUCUGCAACUACGAGGAUCUUGAGUCGGGCGAAACGAGUGUACUAAACGCGGAACUAGAUCAGCAAAGUCUCGAGCGUUACAAUACGAACCGAUCGUAUGGCUCGUCCACCGACAACUAUCUUACGAUGACGGGUACGAUCAAACGUGGCCGCAAAAAAGGACAAUCGAUCGAUGUACAGCUUAACAUUUCCCGCGAAGAGUUAGAGCAGAUCAGCAAGCAGGCACUCGCCGUACACGGAGAGGCGAAUCAAACCGAUCGAAGGUGCUGUACACUGCGAACAGGCGUACACAUACUACUGCUUUCACUAAUAUGUCUACCGUUUGUGGCAUUUACCACCGGAGUCUACUCUUUCUACAUGGGCACCGUAACGUGGUACAAUAUGUUUACGUACUUUAACGAGGAGCGAUCGUUCUGCCAUAAGCUGCUAAUGUCACCACUGCUCAUACUGGCCUAUCCGCUCGGUAUUGUGCUGUGUACGGUGGGACUUGCCCUUUACGCUGGUAUACGACAGAUUAGUGUCCACUUUCGGGCAUGGCUGAACGAAAUAUCGGACAUCGAGAAAGGGUUCUAUGGUUGGUUGUGUUCGGUGCUGCAUCUUUCCGACUGUAGCCCGUACGAGGUAGUCAUACUGACUGAGAUCUGUCCAGCGAACGCUUCGCACGGUGGACAUACGGUCGGUGACGAUGGAGUACAGGCGGGUGCGCGUGUUCAUCCGAGCGAUGGACGGCUGCAGGGUGAAUCGACGCAAAUUAAUUCUUCCACCGAAGAGCUUUCGGUUUGA
This is a messenger RNA of Anopheles maculipalpis, 1305 nucleotides long. RefSeq names its product transmembrane protein 169. The record is from RefSeq and is a predicted model, not a curated record. Bases 1 to 1305 code for a protein of 434 amino acids. The transcript is spliced from 2 exons. Lineage: Eukaryota; Metazoa; Arthropoda; Insecta; Diptera; Culicidae.